AUGAAAACUACCUAUACCCAAGAAAUCAAUAAAAUCAUCAAGGAUCGCGAAAAGUCAAAUUGUACUUGGAAGGACAUUGCUACUGAGCUAAAUGAGCUUUAUCCUAGAGCGAAUCCUUAUAUUGCAAAGCUGGUCAAACAACAUUAUGUAGAAAAUCUUAAAAAUAAACAUGUUGAAGGUCCCUUAAGUGACAAAGAGAAAAGAAUCAUUGAUGAGUUGGGUAAACAUCAACUCCAAUUUUCUCCCACAAAAUUAGUGACCGAGUUGCAAAAGAGAACUGGUAAAUUACGGAACUUAACCAUCAUCAAGAAUUAUUGGUACCCCAAAAAAAUUAAAGAACAAAAAUUGGCUCAAGCUGAAAUAGAUCAAAGAAAGUUUGCUGCUGAAAUCACCGAAUAUUCAACCGUUAAUAUCGAUAAUAUACCAGCCCCACCUGUAUUGCAACCUAUGCAUCACCCAGCCCCACCUAAUUUAUUGCAACCUAUGCAUCACCCAGCCCCACCUGACGUAUUGCAACCCAUGCAUCAACCACAAUUUACUUUUCCGGACUUGACAUUAUUUGAACGUGAUAGAAAAUAA
Molecule: messenger RNA, 579 nt
Organism: Funneliformis caledonium
Lineage: Eukaryota; Fungi; Glomeromycota; Glomeromycetes; Glomerales; Glomeraceae
Source: the annotation of a GenBank genome assembly